Molecule: messenger RNA, 1445 nt
Organism: Orbicella faveolata
Lineage: Eukaryota; Metazoa; Cnidaria; Anthozoa; Scleractinia; Merulinidae
Product: neuronal-specific septin-3-like
Molecular function (GO): GTP binding
Source: RefSeq, a predicted model, not a curated record
GUGUCNCAGCUACAAAUCCUAUGCAAUGUAGUCACAUGCAGCAGUUGGUUUCAAAAAUUGACCAGAAAGUUGAUCACAAUCUCUUUUCUUCCCAUUUUCUUUUUUUUCCCUUUUUCAGGUGCAACAGGUCUGGGCAAAUCAACCAUGGUAAACACAUUGUUUAAAGGAAGAUUGAGCCGAAUGUCAUCAACUGGAGCUGCUGCUGCUAUUCCUAAGACAGUUGAAGUCAAGUCAGUUAGUCACGUUAUUGAGGAAAAAGGUGUAAGGUUAAAACUAACCAUCACAGACACCCCAGGAUUUGGUGAUCAAAUCAAUAAUGAAAGUUGCUGGGAGCCAAUCUUGAAAUAUAUACAGGAACAGUAUGACAAAUAUUUAAUAGAAGAAACAAGCAUCAAGAGGAAGCCCAGGGUUCCUGACAGCAGAGUUCACUGUUGUCUUUAUUUUAUCGCACCAACAGGGCACAGGCUGAGACCCAUUGAUGUGGAAUUCAUGAAAAGACUAGACAAGUGUGUUAAUAUUGUACCAGUGAUUGCCAAAGCAGAUACCUUAACAGUUGAAGAGCGUGAAGCCUUCAGAAGGAGGUUACGUGAGGAUAUAGAAAAAAACCACAUCAAUAUCUAUCCAAUACUUAAUCGACAUGAUCUUGACGAAGAAGAAGCCCGAACGACUUCAAGAAUCAGGGAUCAACUGCCCUUUGCUGUGAUUGGAAGUGAUCGUUACGUCACAGUGUCGGGAAAACCUGUGCUUGGAAGGAAGACAAAAUGGGGACUCAUCGAAGUUGAAAACAAGAACCAUUGUGAAUUCGCGCAAUUAAGAGACAUGUUAAUCAAAACACACAUGCAAGAUCUGAAGGAGGUAACAGACACUAUUCACUACGAAAGUUAUCGCCGCAAGCGCCUGACGGAGGAAAAACAUGACCAAAUUGUUUUACAAAACAAUGUUGUGAACAUGGAUGACAUUAAUUGUCAGGAGAGUAAAAUCUAAAUGAAAAUCUUGUAGAACAGGAUGAAUUCUACACCAGGGCUUCUCGGUCAUUUCAAACCAAGUCGAGAGAUGUUUGCAAUUCAGACAAAAUAUUUGCUAUUCUAUACGAUUACAAUUUAUUAGACUUUUGUUACAAUUUUGGAUUUAACAGACAUUUAUAGCUUGAGAGUUUUUCUAUCAAGGGUCGCACAAGGGAAUUCGUAGUGAGAUGAAUGUACAGCGUGGUGCUGUAAGCUGAGCUCAUCAAUUUUGCUACGGUCGGAGAUUUGUGAAUCGGCCUUGUUUCUCGGCAGUUAUGUCAGCGGAGGAGAUGUUUAAUGACGGGACGUCUAAUGAAUAAUUUGAUUUUUUCUAUAUUGAACUUAAAUUCUCAAGUGUUCAAUUUCAAAAUUCUCUUUAGAAAAUAUGUGCACUUUCAAGCAGUCAGGUGAUGAGAAUAAAGAAAACCAUAAAUUACAGGA